CACAAUGUAAACAAAGAUAGACGAAAACAGAGCCACCAUACUCCAUUAAAGAAAUACGCAGAGAUAGCUUCUUUUUUUGACGCGAAAAACAGAGGAGGCUUUAAUGCACCAGUCUGUAUCUACUCCCCUGUAUAUAUAAAAACAAAGCUCCAUUGUUAGGUGGCAAAAGCGAUAAGCGGUUGCUGGAUACAGGGGAAAGCUCUAGUAGUGGGGGUUGUCGUGGGGAAGCUGAAGCUGAAGCUCUCGAGGCCAAGAUCCGAUCAGUAAUGGCAAGCUUCACCAACACCGUCUUAUUCAGAAUCAUUCUGGUCCUUGUUAGUCUCUCAGAUUCAGCUCUGUUCCAUGUGCGGUGCUUAAGCUUCGGCAUCAACUACGGCCAAAUCGCCAACAACCUCCCUCCUCCUUCCCAAGUAGCGGGGCUCCUCCAGUCCCUCAACGUCAGCAGAGUCAAACUCUACGACGCCGAUCCCAAUGUCCUCCAAGCCUUCUCCAACUCCGAGGUCGACUUCAUCAUCGCACUCGGAAACGAGCUCCUACCCAACAUGACCGACCCGCUCAAGGCCCAGGCUUGGAUCCAACAACACGUCACCCCUCACCUCCCGCAGACCAAAAUCUCCUCCAUCCUCGUCGGCAACGAGAUCCUCGGCGGAAGUGACACCCAUCUCAUGUCGUACCUCCUCACCGCAAUGCAAUCCGUCUACGCCGCCCUCGUCAACCUCGGACUUUCCAAAACCAUCGCCGUCACCACCGCGAAUUCCCUUGUCAUUUUGGGAAACUCCUACCCGCCGUCGGCCGGGACUUUCAAGGAAGAGCUCGCCCAAUACAUCAAGCCACUUCUAGACUUCCACUCGCAAACCAAUGCCCCGUUCCUCAUAAACGUGUACCCUUACUUUGCUUACAAGGGCAGUCCUGGUGAAGUUUCCUUGGAGUACGUGCUUUUUCAGCCAAACUCCGGCAUGAAUGAUUCCGGAACCAAUCUUCACUACGAUAACAUGCUCGAUGCUCAGAUUGACGCUGUCUAUGCCGCAAUGAAAGUGAUGGGCCACACUGAUAUCGAGGUUCGGAUAUCUGAAACCGGCUGGCCGUCCAAGGGAGACGAGGAUGAAGCCGGAGCCACGCCGGAGAAUGCCGGAAUUUACAAUGGGAAUUUGCUCAGGAAAAUUAUGGAGAAGAAAGGCACUCCGGCCAAGCCUGACGUUCCUAUUGAUACGUAUGUGUUUGCUCUGUUUAAUGAGGACUUGAAGCCCGGUCAGGCGUCGGAGAGGAACUACGGGCUGUUUUAUCCAAAUGGGACUCGGGUGUAUGAUAUGGGAGAUGUCGGAGCUGCCGGACCUGACGGAGCAGAUGGUUAUCUUCCCCAGUUUACUUUUUCUUCAUCAGCUCAUGAUAUUAAUGCUUUGUGGAUCUUCAAUUUUCUGAUAUUUCUUGUAGUGUACUUAUUAUGGGAAUAGAAAAGCUCAUACAUUUGUGAAGUUUCGGGAAGGAGGAAGACUGGAGCAACAUGAACAAUUCCUGAAGAUGUUUUUUGGAAGGCAGAGGGAAUUCUAAAUAGGAUAUAGCUUUAGUUUUUAUACUGUAUAUGCACCUCCUUCACAUUAAUUUUCAUUGAUUUAAUAUAAGCAUUGGUCGAUCUUACUAAGCAUUUGCACAUUGCUCAAUAAUGGAAAUGGGAGAGAAUCAACUUGCAUUUUGCUUCA
Messenger RNA from Rosa rugosa (rugosa rose), 1697 nucleotides. RefSeq names its product glucan endo-1,3-beta-glucosidase 14. NCBI's taxonomy places the organism in Eukaryota, Viridiplantae, Streptophyta, Magnoliopsida, Rosales, Rosaceae. The transcript is spliced from 3 exons. The record is from RefSeq and is a predicted model, not a curated record. Gene Ontology annotation, cellular component: plasma membrane. Gene Ontology annotation, biological process: carbohydrate metabolic process. Gene Ontology annotation, molecular function: hydrolase activity, hydrolyzing O-glycosyl compounds. The coding region runs from base 267 to 1451 and encodes 394 amino acids.